Molecule: messenger RNA, 943 nt
Organism: Manihot esculenta (cassava)
Lineage: Eukaryota; Viridiplantae; Streptophyta; Magnoliopsida; Malpighiales; Euphorbiaceae
Product: probable ascorbate-specific transmembrane electron transporter 1
Exons: 4
Coding region: 139-801 (220 amino acids)
Molecular function (GO): oxidoreductase activity
Source: RefSeq, a predicted model, not a curated record
AUGCAUCACUUUGUUCUUCCCAAACUAUUACUAAAUCAUCAUUACCAACGUCAAGAUUCAUAUAAAACUCAUCUCUUCCUUUUCUAAGCUGUCUUUUUUGUCUUAAGUCAUAAGCUAUAGAGUUGCAAGAUUAUUACAAUGCCAACUAAAAGUCGCAGUUACCAAGUCUCUGCUACACCAGUAACCAUGCUUGCUCAUCUCAUACUCGUAGCUGUCGCCACUCUCGUGCUUGUUUGGCUCCUACACUUCGAGGAAGGCUUUGCUUUCGUAUCACAUACCAAAAUAAAGAUUUUGAACGUGCACACGUUUCUAAUGAUAGUUGGAUUCAUACUCGUAACAGGAGAAGCUAUUAUGGCUUACAAGACAAUACCAGCAAAAAGAAAGGUUCAAAAGGCAGUUCACUUAGUGUUGCAUCUGAUAGCAAUGGUGGCUGGAGCUUUGGGUGUUUAUACAGCUUUUAAGUAUAAGCAUGAGAUUGGAGCUAAAGAUAUGGUUACUUUGCAUUCCUGGCUGGGCAUAAUUACCAUCUCCCUCUUUGGUCUACAGUGGGUGUUAGGGUUCUUCUCAUAUGUGUUCCCUGGGGCAGAAAUGUCGGCAAAAGCCUCAUAUAUGCCAUGGCAUGUUUUUGGAGGAAUGUUUAUAUUCUUUCUUGCUAUUUGCACAGCACAGACUGGUCUGCUUCAGAGGUUCAAAACCUUAAACCAAGAAGGCCUUAUUGUGAACUUCACUGGUCUCUUGCUUGUUCUCUUUGCAAUUGGCGUUGGCCUUAGCGGUUUCCUUCCUCAGGGCCGAGGAUUCUGAUUACUGGCCAUCCAAUUUUGAGAUCUCUUCAUUCAACAUGUCUUCUUUGAUCUGAAAAAAAAAUAAAAUUGUUACCAUUUGUUGUUGAAUGUCUGUUCAAUUAAAAAUAAAAGGGGAUUUAUAAUUUAUUGAUUAAGUUACA